AUGUUUGCGUUCGCCUCUUCCCGCGCCGUCGCGUGCGCGCCCGCCGCCGUCGCGCGGGCGUCGCUACAAGCCGCUCGUCCCGCCGUCCGCGUUUCGUUCGCGGCUGUUCGGACGUCCGCUCCCAGCGCACUGCGAUCAGACCUCGUCUCUGCUCACCCCGCCAUCUCCUCCCUCUCGUGCUCGCUCGCAGGUCUGCGCCUCUCCCCAGAGAGCUCUGGGCGCAUGGUGUUCCCCGUGUCAAGGGGAUCUCGGCUUGUGGUGCGAGCAGGAGGCACCAGCAUUGGCUGCACCAAGCGCCACGCCUCCCGCAAAAAGCGCGCCCGGGUGUCUGGUUACCGCGCGCGCAUCGCCACUAAGGACGGGCUCAAUGUGCUGAAGCGCCGCCGUGCUCGUGGCCGCAAGGUGCUUGUUCCCCAGGCGUCGUCGCGCACAGGGAAGCGUGCUUAA
This is a messenger RNA of Closterium sp. Naga37s-1, 447 nucleotides long. The record is from the annotation of a GenBank genome assembly. NCBI's taxonomy places the organism in Eukaryota, Viridiplantae, Streptophyta, Zygnematophyceae, Desmidiales, Closteriaceae.